AAUCCCUUCACGUCAAUUAGGACAGAAGAGAGUAUUUAUUUUCUCUAUAUUUCUGAUAAUAAUGGAAGUGGUGGUUGAUUUUUUUUAUUUUUAUUUUUUCACUCUCAGAAGAAGAAGACCCCACUGUAAAAGUACAAUAACAGGCAUGAUACAAACCUUUUCAUGCAUCUACAGACCCAUUUGUGUCCCUAACCACACAUAUAAAUGAUCAUGUUUCCUCCCUUCCCUUUUUAACUCCCACACGCUACAAUCCUCUCUUCUUCUUUUAUUUCUCAAUCUUUUUAUCGCCCUUUCCCUUCCUAGCUUCUCUUUUAUAGGAAAUCAAAGUAAGGUGACUCCACAUCUUUCUUUUCCAGAGCUCUUCAUUUACAAGUACGACUUUGCUAUCUUACUUAUUUUGAUUCCACUACCAUUAGGACAUAAUUAACAAUGUCGAAAGACAUGAAUCUGUCAGUAAAUGGGCAAUCUCAAGUACCUCCCGGAUUCCGUUUUCAUCCAACGGAGGAAGAACUUCUUCACUAUUACUUGAGGAAAAAGGUUGCCUAUGAGAAAAUUGAUCUUGACGUUAUUCGCGACGUUGAUCUCAACAAGCUCGAACCCUGGGAUAUUCAAGAGAAGUGUAGAAUAGGAUCGGCCCCGCAAACCGAUUGGUACUUUUUCAGUCACAAAGACAAGAAGUAUCCGACAGGAACUAGAACAAAUCGUGCAACUGCUGCCGGAUUCUGGAAGGCUACAGGUCGUGAUAAAGUCAUACACAGCAAUUGUAAGAGAAUAGGGAUGAGAAAGACCCUAGUCUUUUAUAAAGGGCGUGCUCCUCAUGGACUGAAAUCAGAUUGGAUCAUGCAUGAGUAUCGCCUUGACGACAACAUCAAUCCCCAAGAAACCGUAAACAUUAAUGCAACCGAGUCAAGUAACCAGGAAGACGGGUGGGUGGUGUGCCGUGUGUUUAAGAAGAAGAAUUACCAUAAGGCACUUGAGACUCCUCAUCAGAGCUCAUCAUCAGCACUCUCCAUGAACUCUAGAAGCAGUACACUUGUUCAAAAACCAAACAAUGACGGCGUUCUUGAUCAAAUACUCAUGUACAUGGGAAGGUCAUGCAAGCAACAAGACAUGGAAAACAAACACAGCAACAACCUCGUCAACAACGUCAACAGUAUUCACUUGAACGACCAUAUUGUGCAAAUAAACAACAACAACUCCUUCAUCAACAACAACAACAGUAAUAGAUUCAUCCACCUUCCAGCACUAGAGAAUCAUCAUUCUCCAACCAACAACAUGGAUGACGUGUCAUCUCUACAACUAAUCCAACAAGAUUGCUGUAGCUUUGAUGAGAUGCUAACAGAAACAGAACCAAAAAAUAGCGCUGCUGCUGGGCCUGGGCCAGGCCCGAGUGAUUGGGUUUCUCUAGACCGUCUGGUGGCUUCUCAACUUAAUGGCCAUGAUCGUGUGGAAAUUACAUCAAACGUUGAGAACAACAACAUAUAUUUUCCUCUUCAUCAUGGGUUACAGCUAGGUCACUUGCGUACAAGCGGGGGAACAAAUGAUGAUGACGACACGUUCUCACAAUCUCAAGCACAUGUCGACGACGUUGACGUUGAAUUUUGGAGCUAUGCUCGAUCUUCAUCAUCAUCACCCUCAGAUCCAUUAUGCCACUUGUCUGUCUAAUUAAUCAUAUAUUAUGUAGAGCAAUACGUAUAUAUACAUAGUUCAAGCAGAGACGUCACUAUAUAUAUGGUACGUUAAUUAGUUUGAUUGAUACGAUGAUAGUACUACGUACUACCUAAUUUCCUUUUUUUUCUUUUUCUUUUUCUAAUAAUACUAUUACGAAAGUCUUUUGGGAUAAUGGAGUAUAUUGAAGGAAAACAUGAUUGUCAACUGGGAUAUCUUUUCUUAAUAAUCAACGUUGUCUCAUAUUUCAUCA
Lycium barbarum (goji berry) is the source of this 1921-nucleotide messenger RNA. RefSeq names its product NAC domain-containing protein 43-like. The record is from RefSeq and is a predicted model, not a curated record. The coding region runs from base 430 to 1665 and encodes 411 amino acids. Gene Ontology annotation, molecular function: DNA binding. Gene Ontology annotation, biological process: regulation of DNA-templated transcription. Lineage: Eukaryota; Viridiplantae; Streptophyta; Magnoliopsida; Solanales; Solanaceae. The transcript is spliced from 3 exons.